Messenger RNA from Leptomonas pyrrhocoris, 2717 nucleotides. RefSeq lists its product as hypothetical. The record is from RefSeq and is a predicted model, not a curated record. The transcript has a single exon. NCBI's taxonomy places the organism in Eukaryota, Euglenozoa, Kinetoplastea, Trypanosomatida, Trypanosomatidae. The coding region runs from base 825 to 2717 and encodes 630 amino acids.
GCCCGACUUUGCCAACUUCCAAGAGCCGCAAAGUCAUUCAUUGCGUAGCGACGGAAACCUUUCCGACGUGCGAGAGAGGUUCGCAGCACAAGCACAAUAAAUAUCCCUUCACACGGUAUCUUCUUUUUCCUUUUAGUUUUUUCUCACACUCACAACUGCUUAAAUCCGUAGACAACAUAGAAAACUGCUUACAACCAUAGAUCCUUUUUUUCCUCUGCAACUCCCGACGCUUCUGUUAGAACGUUAGAGUCUGCUUCUCCCGUAGAACCCAAAGCCACCGCUUUGCAGAACAAAGAAAAAGAAUGGCAAGCGUUUUUGACGCCGCCCAGUUUGUGCUCGAGGGACUGCGCGUGGAUCUACACGAGUGGAAACGGUCGCCCGACCUACGCGACAAGGUGCAACGAUGCGCCACGCGUAGGGAGAGCCAAAUGGGCCAAGAGGCCUCAGCGGUUUCUUCAGUGCCGCCAUUCAGAUUUUGUCCGUUGGCCACUGCACCCGCCACGUGUGUCGUUUUUUGGGAGGCUUCACCCAGCAGGGAUAACGGAGGUGACGUAGCGCGCCGCACAUCCGCGGAGUGUUCCGUUUCUCGAGGGGCUGGCGGGGAGCGGACGACACCGAUGGCCAACGCGCCCUCCAACUCCUUGGCGCCAAAGCCGAAAGGACGGAGUGAAACGCCGACCAAGACGUCGCGGGUCGCAGAGGCUGUGGAGCCGUCGCCAGCGCUGUCACACAGCACUUCGGUGCCUUGUUCCAGUGCGGAGCCGUCGCGGUGGGAGACGGCACUCCGGCGGCUUUCACCAGCCGCUCAGCAGCUCCACGCAGACAUGGCCGAAAGAGGCCGAACAGCGAUGGCAGUUGAGGUGCAGACCACGAGCCUCUGGCAGCGGCGUGAGAACUGCCCACGAGGCGCAGAACAGCGGCGCGCGGUGCGGGACUACCUUUAUCGCAUGAACAUUCUUUCCAGCAUGGACUUCGCAAUUGAAAAGGAAGAAAGCGAGGGAGCUGUCGAUGUGUCCGCUGCUUUUGCCGAUGCCGUCAUGAACGGUACGGCACUCUGUCAGUUGGUGUCGACGCUGCUGCUGGAGGGAGACGAGCCGCUGCGACGAGAUGCCGUGCCCUGCCGAUGCCCCCGCACACUUGGGGAGGUCCGCGUGAACUACGCCCAGGCGUUGUCGGCACUACGCGGGGCUCCGCCUGCCGCGCAGGGGCAUAUGCCGUCCUCUACGUGGUCCAUUUUGCCGGAGGAUGUGUUUUUCAAAUCCACCCCUACGGCAUUAUUAGAGCUGCUUGUGCAUCUCAUCUCCACCUACCUCCCCUCGCCAGAGGAGCUGCCGGCGUGGAAGCGACCAAUGUGCUGGCAGCCCUCGGCGGAUCGUGCCGCAUUUUCUCUCCUCUCUCCUCUGAAACUGUCUGCGGCAGAGGCGGAGUGCUGUGCGUUCCUCCACACCUGUGGUGUGUUUCCCGAUGCCGCCCUGUACCGCCUGCCCGGGCCCGAGUGUCUUCUGCCCUCACCCCUCGCGGCUCCCUUUAUGGCUGACUGGAAGACGUACGUGGCCCGCAUCGACGCACCUCCGUGUUUGCUGCUGCCCUCCGUUUGGCCCUUCUUGUGCAACGGCGUGCUGCUGGUGCUGCUGGCUCGCCGUAGCGGUGCAGAGGCCGCCGCCUGCGCGGUCGAACCCGCCUCCCGCGGCACCUUCUUUGACAAUCCUCGCACGGUGUCGUGCUGCAUGGCGAACAUAUCCGCUGCCUUUCGCAUAUUUCGAGCGGUGUCGGUGCACCAGUCGUCGCUGCAGUUUUUCACGGCGGAGUCGGCGGCUGCCGUGCUGCGAGGCGAUCGGCUUCACAUCGUUACAUUGCUGCUGCAGCUGCGCGCGGAGCUGGAAGGGACGCCGCGCAGGACACCGUCGUCGCUGCUGCUGCCGCCAUCACGAAGUGCACGGCGGAAGAAAUCACCUGCCGCAGCGAGGGACGAUGAGCCGCCCCACCAGGCAGCGUUGGCCGGUGCCUCCGCAGCGACUCCUUCGUUCCAGCAGACCCCCACCGCUGCGCACUCUCGCUCAUCCUUCGCUGCCUCCCCUCCCACAUCGCUUACGCUGCGGCGGCUCGAACCAGCGACGGUCGCGAAGAAUGUGGCCCGUCGCCACAGCACUGCGUCAGACUCUGGGUCAGCGGCACCCUCGCGGUCUCCUUCCGUUCACUUCGACCCUGGACUGGGUCUUGACAACAAAUCCAACAGUGCACCGUCUUCGAAGCAGCAAGAGACGCGUCGUGCUUUGCGCUCAGAAGACAACGCUGUAUCACAGUGGUUGCGUUGCCUCGUGGGGCCCGGUUUUCGCUACACCGCCAUCGACCAAUCUUUUUCUUUCGAUGCCCGCCAUUUCGCCUUGUCUCAGCCGUGCCCUAUCUUUUCUGACGGCGUCCUCCUGGCGCACGUCAUCGGUCUGCUCGAGCGCCGCCGCUGCGACUAUUUGGACUGCGUGCAGCCGGCUACAAAAAAGGCAGCAAAGCUGUUCAACGUGCGACGCUGCCUGGCGUUUCUCCGCUCCUCUGCUGGUGUGGUGUGGGAGCUUUCUCUGCUAGACGAGGCACUGGUCAACGGAAGCGCAGAGGGUGUGUUGUCACUGUUGCGCGCGCUGCGCGGUCACUACGGGUUGGCCCGCAACAGUAAUCUGCUCUGCAGCGAAGAGAUGGUGAUGGCCACCGCAUCGGCUGCGUGA